UCCAUCUUCUGAGUUCUGCCCAAAAGAAAACCUUUCUAUCUGAAUCAAUACUUAUCUUCUGUCCAAAAAAAAAAAAAAAAAAAAAAACCUCAUCUGAACCUUUCAGCGCCAUGUUUUUGUCAUCUAAUGCAAGUUCCUCGCUGGACAUUAGACAGCAUUUUUCUUUGAAUUUCAAAAUUUUCCCCGUUUCCACAUUUUUUCUGAUAUUCAUUCCUCUUUUAAACAUUUGAUUCUUCAACAGCUUUGCUUCGGCAUUUUUCACUACAUGGAAAGCAUCAAGAUUGUGAGCUGUGUUUCAGCCUUUUCUUUUGCUAAGUGGCAUUUUUAGAUUUUUCCCCUUUUUCUCUGCUUUUGAAGUCUUUUUCUUUUCCAAAUGGGCAUUUUUAGAUUUCCCUUUUAAACCCCUUUUUUUCCUCCCUAUUUUUUUGUGUUUCUUUUUUCAUUUCCUUCUCCCUCUCUGUUCUCACUCUGUACAGGGAAAAUGGGCAGAGCAACAAGGUGGUUGAAGGGGUUAUUUGGGAUAAAAAACAAAGAAACUUCCAAUUCCGGCCACCGUCGCGACAGAAAACAGUGUAAUACCAGCAACUCAGGAAGAGACUCAGCCGGGUUGUGUCACAACCCCACCACAAUCCCACCCAACAUUUCCACUGCAGAGGCUGACUGGCUGAGGUCGUACUACAAUGAAACAGAGAAAGAACAGAGCAAGCACGCAAUUGCGGUGGCAGCAGCUACUGCAGCCGCCGCUGACGCGGCAGUUGCAGCCGCACAGGCGGCCGUGGCGGUGGUGAGACUGACGAGCCACGGUAGAGGCACCAUGUUUGGCGGGGGACGCGAGCGGUGUGCUGCCGUCAAGAUUCAAACGGUUUUCAGAGGUUACUUGGCUAGAAAAGCACUUCGAGCUCUAAAAGGACUUGUGAAGUUACAAGCAGUUGUUCGAGGAUAUUUGGUCCGAAAACAAGCAACAGCUACUCUCCACGGUAUGCAGGCCCUGAUAAGAGCACAAGCAACAGUUCGGUCGCAGAGGAAUUGUUCCCUGAAUGAAAUCCGAACACGUAAAUCCAUGGAGAGGUUUGAUGAUACGAGAAGCGACCACACAGUUUCUAUUCAUAGCAGAAGAUUAUCGGCUUCUUUCGACAAUCCCAUGUGUAAUUUUGAUGAAAAUCCCAAAAUCGUGGAGGUUGAUACUGGCCGGCCAAAAUCAAGGUCUCGCCGGACGAACACCUCGGUUUCAGAUUUCUCCGAUGACCCACCUUACCAGACAUUCUCUUCACCGGUUCCCUAUCAGGUCCCGGGACGAUUGACCAUACCCGACGGCCGUUUUUUUACAGGCCCAGAAUGGGGAUUAACCAGAGAUGAAUGCAGGUUCUCCACCGCGCAUAGCACUCCUCGGUUCGUCAAUUCCUGCGGGUCGAAUGCUCCAGUAACGCCUGCAAAGAGCGUGUGUGGGGACAAUUUCUUCAGGCAGUACGUCAAUUUUCCUAAUUACAUGGCCAACACUCAAUCUUUCAAGGCGAAACUGAGGUCACAGAGUGCCCCGAAGCAGAGGCCGGAACCGGUGGAUCCAAAGAAACGCCUUUCCCUGAACGAGAUGAUGGAGUCUAGGAGUAGUUUAAGCGGGGUUAGGAUGCAGAGGUCAUGCUCCCAAGUUCAAGAUGCGAUUAAUUUCAAGAAUGCAGUGAUGGGGAAACUUACUCGGUCUGCGGAAUUGGGGAGGGAGCCGGAGAGAAACUGGGUGCAUAGGCAGUGGUGAUUCUUGGCUUCCUAGUAUGAGCAAGAAAAGAAAGAUUGGUGAGGGAAGUUGAUAGAAUUUGUGUAGAAUUUUACAUUAUCUAAUCGGAAUUCAAAAGCAUCUGUGUUUAAGCUUUUGCUAAUGAAAAUGAAAUGCAAUUCUAGUA
This is a messenger RNA of Rubroshorea leprosula, 1895 nucleotides long. The record is from the annotation of a GenBank genome assembly. NCBI's taxonomy places the organism in Eukaryota, Viridiplantae, Streptophyta, Magnoliopsida, Malvales, Dipterocarpaceae.